Molecule: messenger RNA, 432 nt
Organism: Hibiscus syriacus
Lineage: Eukaryota; Viridiplantae; Streptophyta; Magnoliopsida; Malvales; Malvaceae
Exons: 5
Coding region: 1-432 (143 amino acids)
Cellular component (GO): chloroplast
Molecular function (GO): metal ion binding
Source: RefSeq, a predicted model, not a curated record
AUGGGGAGAACAACUGUUGCUGAGCAACAAGACUCUAUUUCUGUUCCUGUCUUUCCCUCUGACACUCUUAGAAUGUACUUUCAGGCAGAUGGAAUGUUGAAUGAAGCUGAAAUUCCAAAGGUGAGUAAGGCAUUAGAGGGAGCUGAAGGCGUUUCCAACUUGAAGGUUCAAGUCCUUGAGGGUAUUGGUACUGUUGAGUUAACUAAACAGACGACAGUCCAAGCUACCGGAGUGGCAUCCAAUUUGGUGGAGCUCAUACAGGGUGAAGAAUUCAAGUUACAGACAUUAAAUUUGAGCUUCGAUGAUGAAGAAGACAUUCUUGCGCAGAUGUCGUAUUUAGAUUUUGAAAAACUUGUCGUUGAAGUUCUCUGGCUCCUUUCUUUUGAUUCAUUCUGGUUUUCUUUUCUUCUAGUAGUUUAUGGUUUAGGUUAG